UCGCCCGCGCCGCUUAUCAUUUUCUUAGCUUUAAUCUGUUAUAAACGUAUGACUUUGACACGUACAGGACGUCAAUAUAUCAUUGUAAUGACUGAUCGGCUGAGCUAGGAUACUGGAUAGUUAUUAUAACCCAGCCACCAUAGUUGCUCUGUUAGUGUGAGUAUGGUAGACGGCUACUCAUGGAGUGAUGAAUGAUAAAUGGCAUGGCAGAGAAUUUUAAGAGGAGAUUCAGUUUCAGACAUCUGAGUUUCAGAAAGGCCAAAAAGCAACCUAUUCGACCCAGAUCAUCCAUCGAUGUCACAGAUUCUAAAACAGAAUUGAAAACAGAAUUUAAAAGAUCUGCAUCAGUGAGGCCAGCGAGUGCAUCAAGAGAAAGAUCAGGUGGAUCCAGUGUGAGGAGAGAUGCUCCUAAGAGACCCUCUGUAGCAGGAAAACCUAUUCGACCCAGAUCAUCGAUCGACCUCACAGAUUCAUCUAGAACAGAAGUAAAAAGAAGAGCCCCAUUGAGGCCAGCGAGUUCAUCAAGAGAAAGAUCGGGGGCAUCUAGUGUGAGGAGAGAUGUUACUAAGAUAUCCUCUUCAGCAGACUGGAAUGAUGUUUGGAGCAAGCCAACGAUCGGUCAAGCCCUGCACUCCUUCACAGCUAUCCUUCGCUGCGACUUGACCUUUGAAGCUGGUGACCAGAUUCUGAUUCUGACCAGGACCAGCAAACAGUUUGAUUGGUGGGAGGGGACAGUCAGAGGUCAAACGGGUAUCUUUCCGGCCAAUUUCAUUCAAGUACUCGACUGACCGCACCCUUCACUCACUUUCAAACCAAUCAUUGCUUUUUGAGAUCUUAAAGCCACAUUGUACUACUUGUAGCUACUUGCUCCCUCUACAUAGAAAACUUCCCCAA
Molecule: messenger RNA, 894 nt
Organism: Strongylocentrotus purpuratus (purple sea urchin)
Lineage: Eukaryota; Metazoa; Echinodermata; Echinoidea; Camarodonta; Strongylocentrotidae
Product: SH3 domain-containing YSC84-like protein 1
Exons: 5
Coding region: 192-788 (198 amino acids)
Biological process (GO): actin cortical patch localization; endocytosis
Molecular function (GO): protein binding
Source: RefSeq, a predicted model, not a curated record